Molecule: messenger RNA, 2295 nt
Organism: Lentinula edodes (shiitake mushroom)
Lineage: Eukaryota; Fungi; Basidiomycota; Agaricomycetes; Agaricales; Omphalotaceae
Product: protein transporter SEC23
Exons: 9
Coding region: 1-2295 (764 amino acids)
Biological process (GO): endoplasmic reticulum to Golgi vesicle-mediated transport; intracellular protein transport; COPII-coated vesicle budding
Cellular component (GO): COPII vesicle coat; endoplasmic reticulum exit site
Molecular function (GO): zinc ion binding; GTPase activator activity
Source: RefSeq, a predicted model, not a curated record
AUGCUGGACUUUGAAGAUGUAGAGGAGCGAGAUGGUGUUCGAUUAUCGUGGAACGUUUGGCCCUCUUCUCGCAUUGAAGCAACUCGAACGGUCGUCCCAAUCUCAGCUCUUUAUACGCCUUUGAAAGUAAGGGAAGACUUGCCUCCCGUGCUCUAUGAACCCGUGGCUUGCAAGCCGCCAUGUCGUGCAAUCCUAAAUCCGUAUUGUCAAAUAGAUAUCAGAGCAAAGCUCUGGAUUUGUCCCUUCUGCCUUACUCGUAAUGCCUUUCCUCCACAUUAUAAAGAUAUUUCCAACACGAAUCUCCCUGCUGAACUUUUACCAAAAUACACCACCAUCGAGUACACACUUUCUCGACCCGCUCAGGUUCCUCCAAUAUUCCUUUUCGUCGUCGAUACCUGUCUCGAUGAGGAUGAUCUGAAGGCUUUACGCGACGCUCUUGUUGUCAGUCUCAGUUUGAUACCUCCGUACGCACUGGUAGGAUUGCUCACUUAUGGGACCAUGACACAAGUCCACGAAAUCGGCUAUCCUGAAUGCAGCAAAUCUUAUGUUUUCCGUGGCGGAAAAGAGUACCAACCGAAACAAAUACAAGAUAUGCUCGGGCUUAGCUCCACGAACCGUGCUGCUCCUCGCCCCGGACAACCUAUGCCUCCUCAAGCUUUUGGUGCCUCUCGCUUCCUGCUCCCUGUCCAACAAUGCGAGUUCCAGCUCACAGGAAUCCUCGAGUCACUCACACGCGACCCAUGGCCUGUCGCCAACGACAAACGGGCGUUGCGAUGCACUGGUGGAGCUUUGAGUGUUGCUAUCGGUCUCUUGGAAACCACUUAUCCUAACACUGGUGCUCGUAUCAUGUUGUUUACUGGUGGGCCUGCCACAGAAGGCCCAGGAAUGGUUGUUAGCAACGAGCUGAAAGAGCCUAUUCGUUCACAUCACGAUAUUGAUAGGGACAGUGCUAAGCACUAUAAACGGGCUAUGAAGUUCUACGAAGGACUUGCUAAACGCGCUUCAAACAAUGGUCACGCCGUCGAUCUGUUCGCUGGGUGUCUCGAUCAAGUCGGUCUGCUCGAGAUGAAAUCGUUGCCCAAUUCGACAAACGGUGUUAUCGUGUUGUCUGAUUCUUUCGCAACGUCAAUCUUCAAACAGAGUUUCUUACGUAUAUUCAACAAGGACGAACAGGGUCAAUUGCAAAUGGGCUUCAAUGCCACUUUCGACGUACAGACGACAAAAGAACUCAAAGUUUCUGGCAUGAUUGGACACGCUAUUUCUGCAGGCAAAAAGUCGGGAUGCGUCGGCGAAACAGAGAUCGGCAUUGGACAAACAUCUGCUUGGAAGAUCAACACCUUGACACCACGAACAUCGGCGGGUGUGUACUUUGAAGUCGUUACUCCCGCCGGGCAGCCUCUCCAGCCUGGAUCGCGUGGUCUCAUACAGUUCGUUACUCACUACCAACAUGCUUCUGGUCAACAACGACUACGGGUUACCACCAUUGCACGGAAUUUUGCCGAGGCAGGAUCACCCAACAUUGCUGCAUCGUUCGACCAAGAGACGGCUGCUGUUCUCAUGGCCAGGGUAGCCGUGUUCAAAGCGGAAGUUGACGAAUCGCCUGAUGUUCUUCGAUGGGUUGACCGUAUGCUUAUACGUCUGUGCCAAAAGUUCGCCGACUACAGGAAAGAAGACCCGACCAGUUUCCGGCUUACGGACAACUUCAGCAUCUACCCACAAUUCAUGUUCCAUUUACGGAGGAGUCAGUUUUUACAAGUUUUCAACAACAGUCCUGAUGAGACUGCGUUCUACAGACAUGUCCUAAAUGAAGAGGAUGUCAACAACUCUCUUAUCAUGAUUCAGCCAACACUCAUGUCGUACACCUUUGACACGCCACCGCAACCUGUACUGCUGGACAGUGUUUCUAUCAAGCCCGAUGUCGUCCUGCUUCUCGAUACGUUCUUCCAUAUCCUGAUUUGGCACGGAGAGGUUGUUGCUCAGUGGAGAAAACAAGGCUACCAGGACCAGGAGGGAUAUGAAAAUUUCAAAGAGUUAUUGGAGGCUCCCGUCCAAGAUGCUCAGGAUCUCCUUGGCGAGCGAACUCCCAUUCCUCGGUACAUUGUCUGUGACCAAGGAGGUAGUCAAGCGCGGUUCCUACUAUCCAAAUUAAAUCCAUCAACGACCCACAUGUCUGCAACUAUGUAUGGGCAGUCGUCCGCUGCAGGGUCCGGACAGGCUAUCUUCACGGAUGAUGUUAGCUUGCAGGUGUUCAUGGAAUACUUGAAACGUCUGGCUGUCGGAGCGCAAACCAAUUAA